This is a messenger RNA of Metschnikowia bicuspidata var. bicuspidata NRRL YB-4993, 1167 nucleotides long. RefSeq lists its product as uncharacterized. The transcript has a single exon. Gene Ontology annotation, molecular function: small GTPase binding. Lineage: Eukaryota; Fungi; Ascomycota; Pichiomycetes; Serinales; Metschnikowiaceae. Gene Ontology annotation, cellular component: Golgi apparatus. The record is from RefSeq and is a predicted model, not a curated record. Gene Ontology annotation, biological process: Golgi organization; endoplasmic reticulum to Golgi vesicle-mediated transport. The annotation marks the transcript as partial.
GUUGUGCAGCUUGAAGAAAGGCUCCAGCACACCGAGCAAGAAAGAGACCACGCACAGAGCCAGCUCGAAGGGUUUUUGAGCAAGAUCUCCAGCAUGAAGACCGUGUUCCAGAAUUUCAAGGCCACGCAGAAAGAAUUGGACGACGUCAAGCUCGAGUUGAACCAGCAGAGGGAAGCCAGAGAACAGGCAGAGGAGACCACAGAUGGCUUAAAGUCUCAAGUUCUGGGACUCGAGGCACAGCUCCAGGCACAGGCGGACCAGCAGCAGGUCUGGGACACGCAAGGCAAAAACCAGCUUGAGGUCAUCGAAAGACUCCGGGCCGAGGCGCAAGACUUGAACGCCGAGUGUGACCGGUUGAGCCAGAUCUUGGGCACGUUGAGACGCGAGUCCCAGAAAAAGGAGGACUUGCUCCAGGACGAAAAGUACGCGUUGGAAAACGAGGUCGGCCGGUUGAACAAGAAGUUGAGCGAGCAGAAAGCCAUGCACAAUGAGCUUGACUUGGCCAAGGAGGACGCCGUCAUGGAGAACAAGAACUUGCUUCUUGCUCUAGAGGAGUCCCAGGAGCGGCUUGCAGAAAGGGAGAAUGAUCUCCGCACUCUCCAAGGCUCGGUCCAGGAUUCUUCCAGGGUGUUGGAGGCCCGCAUCAGCGAGCUCGAACGGCAGUUACAAGCGAAAGACGGCGAUCUCGCCGGCGCCCAGGCGCAAAUCGAGAGCAUCAGUGCCGAGAUGGCGCAGGUGAAGCUGGCGUCCGAGCAGUCUGCCCGUGAGACCGCGGCUCUCCAGAAAGACCUAGAAAAGAUCAAGCAGUUGGAGGAGGACGUGCACAGCAAGCAGCUCAUCAUUGGCAAGUUGCGCCACGAGGCGAUCAUCCUCAACGAGCACUUGACCAAGUCGCUCCUGAUGCUCAAGCAGAAACUGGGCGACUCCGACCACACGGUGGACCGCGAGCUCGUGUCGAACAUGGUGUUGAACUUUGUGCAGAUUCCGCGGGGCGACACCAAGAAGUUCGAGGCCCUUUCGCUUCUUGCCGGGCUUCUUGAUUGGGACGACCAGAAGAAAAUCCAGGCGGGGCUCAUGCACAGUGGCAGGGCCGACGAGUCCAAGCAGAGGCUGGGGCUUAUCUCGCUCUGGACGGAUUUCUUGGAUAAAGAAAGCUCGAAGAAGUGA